AUGACAGAACGUAAGCGAGUUCAUACCCGGUGGAAUCAUAGUGUAAAACAAAAAUGUGUAGAAGGUGGCCUUUCUGGACUUUUAGUUACUUGUGACGGUCUGGAAAAACAGGCGCUUGCUGAAAUGUACAAUCUAAUUGAUUCCAUUUUGGAUGGAGAACAAUCUAGUGACAAGCCGACUAAUGUAGAUGAAUCAGCAGAUAGUGGUGAUGAAGAUAUCGCUGAUUCCAUAAAACGAAUCUGUAACGAUACCAGAGAUAAUAAAACAAAACUGAGACGUUGUAAACAAAGACCCACUGGAGUCAAGAAUUGUCUUUUUGUCACAGUAGAGGGAGUUGACAUAUUAGAUUUGGCCGAGAAACUUGUCGUAAAAGCUCAGAAAACCCCAUGCUGUCGGCAUUUACAGCGUGUACUUCCGGUGGAACAAACAGCAUCAGUUGAUUUAAAGAAGUUAUCUGAAAUGAUCUCUACAUGUGUCUCUAAACAUAUGAAACAAAAAGAAGACGGCACUUACCCCUCUUACGCAUUAGAAUUCAAGAAUAGGAAUAAUGACUCCGUAAAGAAGGUAGAAGUAUUGGAAAUGUUAAAUGACGCCAUAUCCGCUAUUGCCCCGAGUGCUAAAGUAAACUUGACUGGUGCCGAAGUUCUAUUUUAUAUUCAAGUUGUAAGAAAAACCAUGAUGGUCGCUGGAAUUAAGAAUUUUUACGGGUUACGCAAGUAUAGUAUGCGUCCAGCAGCAGACCAAAAGAAGGAGGCUGAGACUGAGGCAUAA
Auanema sp. JU1783 is the source of this 771-nucleotide messenger RNA. NCBI's taxonomy places the organism in Eukaryota, Metazoa, Nematoda, Chromadorea, Rhabditida, Rhabditidae. The record is from the annotation of a GenBank genome assembly.